CCCGUUUCAUUCAACGCGCUGAUGCCGUUAAUAGAUUCAUGUAUGACGAGAAUAGUAUGUUUAUUUCGUCUUAAUGGACGGUGGUUUCCAUGGAGACGGGACGCAGGACUGUUAGGAUGCUGAUGGAAACAGCGUCUGUCUGCUGGGGCUUCCGGAGCGGGGAGCUUUGAUCCAAACGUAGGCUGUCGGGUUCACGCUUCUUAAGCCCCUCCCUUCGUUCUCAGAGAAAUCGCGGCAUUAGGUGGGAUGCAUAGCAGUCUUCUGUCAUGGCGCCGAGAUUCCAGGUGAAGGUAAGGCUGCGCAUGCCUUCCAGGAGCAGCAGCAGCAGCAGUGCGCACUGAGCUGCUGAAAAUGGAGCAGAGGGCCGCUGAGCUCCGCGUCUGGAAGGCUGCAGAGACUGCAGCAGCUCCACUGCGUUAGGCUGCAGGACAGGCCGGGGUUGAAUUUGGAGAAUGGCCCAGAGGGACGGAUUCAGGAGAAAACAGUCCAACAUGAGGAGCCUGGAGCAGGAGCUGAACUGUCCCGUGUGUAAGGAGAUCGUCAAGCAGCCCGUGGUCCUGCCAUGCCAGCACAGCAUCUGCCUCAUGUGUGCCUCAGAGGUCCUGGUGGCGAAUGGAUACCCACCCCCGGAGCUCCCCCCGGAGCCCAACUCCCCAGCCUCCACCCCCAACAUGCGCUCUCCUCGCCAAAUGCGCAGGCCCGCCCCCAAAACGGAGCAGCGCCCCAUUGACCGCGUGCUGCGAUCAGGUCCCCACCCACCUUCACCCUCCAUGCCUCGCUCUCCGGGGGGGUAUCCAGGGCGACGGCGCAAGGAAGGCCCGCCCCUGGUGAUGAUGUUCCCCUGCAUCCCCUGUGGCCGGGAGGUGGAGCUGGGGGAGAAAGGUCUGACUGACUGUCUCCGGAACCUCACCUUGGAGCGCAUUGUGGAGAGGUACAGACACUCGGUGAGUCUGGGCAGCGUCGCCGUCAUGUGCCAGUUCUGUAAACCUCCUCAAGCGCUUGAAGCCACGAAGGGCUGCGCUGACUGCAGGGCCAACUUCUGUAAUGAGUGCUUCAAGCUCUACCACCCGUGGGGGACCCCGAGGGCUCAGCACGAGCACAUCCUGCCCACACUCAACUUCAGACCAAAGGUUCUGACCUGUCCAGAGCACGACCAGGAGAAACUGCAGUUCUACUGCCGGUCCUGCCAGCGACUGCUGUGCCCCCUCUGCAAACUGCGCCGGAUUCACUCUGGACACAAAAUCCUCCCGGUGGUGCAGGCGUACCAGGCUCUGAAAGAGAAAAUUACCAAGGAGAUGAACUACAUUCUGUCCAACCAGGACACCGUUCUGGCACAGAUUACCCAGCUGGAAAGCGGCAUCACCCAGACAGAGGUGAACAGCGUGUCCGCCAGAGAGCAGCUGGCCCAGAGCAUCAGGGAUCUGACGGCGGCUCUGGCCGAGCGCCACGCCUCACUUACCCAGGCCCUGGAGGCUGCGCGGCAGAAAAGAGGCGAGGCCUUGUCUGCUCAGGUGGCGGAGAGGCGGAGCUUGAUGGAACACGCGGGGCUGAUGGCGUUCACUCAGGAGCUGCUGAAGGAAACGGACCAGCCGUGCUUUGUGCAGGCUGCCCGCCAAACCCACAACAGACUGAGCAAAGCCAUCGAGAAUCUCCAACAUUUCAGUCUAGCCGCCGAUCCGUCCUUCAGACACUUCCAGCUGGAUGUUUCCAAGGAGCUGAAGUUCCUGACAGAGCUGAACUUCAUUCAAGCUCCUCUGGCGCCGGUGAUCGAUACCCAGCGAUCUUUGGCCUACGACCAGCUCUUCUUAUGCUGGCGACUUCCUCCAGACUCCGCCCCCGCCUGGUAUUACUCGGUGGAGUACCGCCGGCGUGGCGUCGUACCGGGAGGAACGUCCAGAGGAGGCAUCAGGGGGGGACUGGCCGCCGCUCGCUGGGGCUGGCAACGCCUGGAUGACGUGAACGGAGCAAGUGCCGUGAUUGACAGGCUGGAGAUGGACAGCGUGUACGUGCUGCGGGUGAGAGGCUGCAACAAGGCGGGCUACGGAGAGUACAGCGAGGAGGUGUACCUGCACACACCUCCUGCCCCAGUUCUGAACUUUUACUUGGAUUCUCGCUGGGGUCUCCACGCCGACCGGCUGGUGGUCAGCAAGGAGCAGCGCGGCGCCCGCAGCGUCCCCGGCCUUUCUCUGCUGCAGGCCGCCGACCACGCCCUCACCUCCUGUCAUCUGACCUCUGACCUCCUGGUGGGAGAUGUCGCCAUCACCCAAGGAAGGCACUACUGGGCAUGCUCAGUUGAACCCGGAUCCUACCUUGUGAAGGUGGGGGUCGGUCUGGAGUCCAAGCUGCAGGAAUGGUUUCACCUUCCACAGGACAUGGCGAGUCCACGGUAUGACCCCGACAGCGGCCAUGACAGCGGGGCGGAGGAUGCGCUGGACUCUGCGCCUCCGUUCUGCUUCCUCACCAUGGGGAUGGGCAAAAUUUACUUGCCUCAGCACAGCAACCACCCCCACAGUAACCAUGGAAACGCCAACCGAGAUCCCAACAGCAACGGCCCCUCCCCGCCCAAAGGCGUCACGUACCCUCUGCCGCCGCGGCUCGGCGUCUGCCUCGACUUCGAAAAGGGCCGCGUGACCUUCCACGACGCCCACUCGCUGCGGCCCCUGUGGGAGGGCCACGUGGAUUGCUCCGGCCCCGUGUGCCCGGCGUUCUGCUUCAUCGGCGGGGGCGCCCUGCAGCUGCAGGAGCUGGUGGCCAACCGCAACGCGGACCAGACUCCGGUCAGACGGGUGACCAUCCAGCCCCGCGUGUCCAACCACAGCGCCUAAAGGGGGCGGGGCUGGAACGCCACUGCAGAGAGAGAGAGUCUGCAUCUCAGCCAUUUUCUGUUUUGUAAUUGAUUUUCAUGGAUAAGACGUUUCUAUAGCAACAAAUAUGCAAUGUAAUUAUGUUUCUUACUUCUUUUUUGUUACACGCAGAUUUGCAGGAUCGAUUAUUGCUUAAGGAGUGUGUGGUCGUUUCAUCGUUGAUGCUUGCACCUAUAGUCAGGCUUAUGCUGCAUAUAUUUAUAAAGCUGAUGUUCAUGUCUGAGUUUUAUCCGUCCUGUGAUCAUGAUUGCCAUUUCUCAUAGAGAUACAGAGAGUAAAAACACAAACUGUUUGAUUGCAUUUAAAGGCUGAAGUUAUUGAAGCUAUUAUGAUCUAAAAAUAGAUGUUUCUGGGCCGUGAAUCUAGAGAUUUUUUAACUGGACCUUUAUUUAAGGUAUCAAGAACAUUUUCUUAUUAGGACCAGAGACAGAGUGGAACAUUGAUUGAAUGAUGUGAUUAUGAUGUGUUGUCUCCACUGUCCUGUUCGGUAUUUCUAAUGUUUGUGCGUCCUCACGUGUGCGUUUCAUUCCCAGAGUAAGCGCCGACUAAAGAACUUCUGUCUCCUUUUUCAUUUCAAGCUUUGCUUAAAUGUACGUUGACGAGCAGUUCUUCAGAUAGAAAGAGUAGCAAGUAAAGUGACACAAUGUCUGCAGAGUAAGAAACUGAAUAAAUUCUAACGGUUUCAGUGACAAAA
Messenger RNA from Oryzias latipes (Japanese medaka), 3558 nucleotides. RefSeq names its product tripartite motif containing 46b (gene trim46b). NCBI's taxonomy places the organism in Eukaryota, Metazoa, Chordata, Actinopteri, Beloniformes, Adrianichthyidae. Gene Ontology annotation, cellular component: main axon. Gene Ontology annotation, biological process: axonogenesis; microtubule bundle formation; anterograde synaptic vesicle transport. The record is from RefSeq and is a predicted model, not a curated record. Gene Ontology annotation, molecular function: zinc ion binding; protein binding.